AUGGAUGACGAGGAUACGGCCGGGUAUCGGGAGCUCUGCCCUCAGUGCGCCGCCGUGGACUGGGGCAUCUCGGACGAGGGUCGCUUCUACUGCAGGUCCUGCCACAAUGUCAUCGAGAGAACCAGAGAGGUGGUGGACAUGUCGUUUCUUAGCGACACCAGCAGAAUUUCCUGGGUCUCCAGUAAAUCCAGAACCAAGAAGCCAGAGCGCGGCCACGUCUGGAUGCUGAGUGAAGUCUUCCAGUUUAUCCUGAAGAGCCAGGCCGACGCUCUGCUCAGGCUGGGAGUCAGUCCUCGGUUUAAGGACGAUGUUCUGUGUCAGAUGUGGAGAAUUUAUCUGCAGAAGAGCCAGCAGGGGUACACCAACAACCCGGUUAACAGCUUAAAGUUCAGAGGGGAAGCGUUGGGCUCUGACUCGGACAGCGCAGCGGAUUCUGUUCUGUCGCAGAGCCUCUCUAACACCGGGUCCAAUGUUCCCAGCUCCGCAGGUUUUAACUCAGACACCACCAGUGAUUGGUUGGGAUCCGGGCACAGCAGCACGCGUCCGACGGCUUCAUGGAAGCGGAGUCGCUGCCUGAUGACCAUGAAGAAGACUCUGGCGCUGAUUCACCUGGCUCUGGUUUGGAGCCGCGAAGCGCUGACGCUCAGCGACCUGCUCAGGCUGGUGAAAGAUGGUCACGUUCCUUAUGUGACCGCCUACGAGCAACUUCCCGAGGAGAUGAAGCUGGUUGGUCAGGAGGCUCUUUUCUUCCAUGUCGAGACCAUCCCGUCUCAUCGCUCCGUCCACAAAGAGGCGCAGGGCCUGCUUCUCUUCCUGCAGCUUCCUGCCUUUCCUCCAGUCAGCCAGCAGACCUUGCUCCACCCAGCGCCACUCUGCCUGCGUUACCUGACCGACGCCAACCUGCCCGACCAGCUGCACAGGUGGGUCUGCGUCCUGAUGGAGCGUGCGGAUAUGGCCGAUGAGAGCUGCCACACCGUGGACCUGGCCUCGCAGCCCGACCUGCCGGCGUACGACCUGCAGGCCGCCGCCCUCCUCAUCGUCACCAUGAAGGUGUUGUUUGGACUGGACGACCAAACCGAGUGGGAUUUAUCAAACAAGGCUGGUUCCCAGGACGACUCAGAGCUGUUCAGCUUCAGGAAGUGGUACCGACUGGUUCAGGCCGCUUUGACCCGGGCUCAGCAGAGGAGGAACCAGGACAUCGCCAGGAAACAGUGGAAGGGAAAGAAUGUGUUUUUCACGAACAAGAGGGACAAACAUUUCGCGAUAAAGAAGAGAAGAAUCUCCGAGAGUAUCCAGAUGUGCUUUAAGAGGCUGUCUUCCCAACCGGCCGCCGUCCAGGACGCCGGACCCUCCAGCUUCCUGUUCUGCUGGGGGGGCGAGGACGGGUCGGACGGGUCGGACGGGUCGGACGGGCCCGGCCUGCACCACCUGAAGCUGGACGGAGUCGUCUCCCCGAACCGCGGCUUCGUGACUCCCUGGAACUUCAAAUACUGGCAUCCGCCGCUCCGACCCUGCAACCCCCGGACGUGCAGCAGUCAUUACGGCGAGCUGGAGCCGACGCUGCCGCGCUCCUUCGUCUGGCUGCUGCAGCUCUUCGCCUUCAUGCUGGACGUGGAGCCCUGGCGUCUGUUCGACGCGGUGCUGGAGGUGGAGAGGCGGGUGUUUGGCGUCAAAUCGCCGCAGAGCGGACAGCAGAUCGAGAUCGAGGAGAACGCCGGGAAAUGGAGGAGGAGAAGGACACGGACUGAGAAACAGACCAGGACUCAGAGUUGAGAUCCAGUAAGGAAACCGAAAAGCUGAACUAAAGGAAGAAAACA
Molecule: messenger RNA, 1817 nt
Organism: Fundulus heteroclitus (mummichog)
Lineage: Eukaryota; Metazoa; Chordata; Actinopteri; Cyprinodontiformes; Fundulidae
Product: TATA box binding protein (Tbp)-associated factor, RNA polymerase I, B
Exons: 15
Coding region: 1-1773 (590 amino acids)
Biological process (GO): nucleolar large rRNA transcription by RNA polymerase I; RNA polymerase I preinitiation complex assembly
Cellular component (GO): RNA polymerase I core factor complex; RNA polymerase transcription factor SL1 complex
Molecular function (GO): RNA polymerase I core promoter sequence-specific DNA binding
Source: RefSeq, a predicted model, not a curated record